CAACUGCCGGUUCUCGGCAGUACUUUCCUCACGAUCUGACAGCGUGAGGAAAGUGCAGCCGAGAACCGGCACUUGCAUUUCCCUGUGAUCAGCGUGUCAUUGGACACCGCUGAUCACGUGGUAAAAGGCCGAGCAGGGACUGGCACCGAUCAUCAGGGCACUGAUGAUCAGUGCCACCCACCAGUUCCACCCACCUGUGCCCACCAAUGCAGUGCUGCCAGUCAGUGCCACCUAUCAGUGCUGUCUAUCAGUACCCAUCAGUGCCACCUCAUUAGUGCUGCCUAUCAGU
Molecule: messenger RNA, 289 nt
Organism: Staurois parvus
Lineage: Eukaryota; Metazoa; Chordata; Amphibia; Anura; Ranidae
Source: the annotation of a GenBank genome assembly